CGUGCACGCCGCCUGAAUCUCCGCGAGUUCAUUGAAAAUUCAGCGGUUACUCUCGCUACGAACGCAAGAAUCUUAUCUGAUGUAAUAUACUGCUGAAAACAUACCGCUACAAUUAUGAGGGAUAAAAAGAAAACGCCUCAAAAAUCGCCAGAUAACGAACCAGACCUAAAGUUAUCAUAUUUCCAAAUUUUUCGCUACGCAACAUGCACGGAAUUGCUGGCCACAAUCGUCGGUAUAUUAGCCGGUCUACUCAGCGGAGGCGGCGUCUGCUACAACCUCGUACAGUUCGGCGAGUUAAGCACUGCUUUCGUAGAGAGAACAGCCCAGCAAGAUCAACUAUCGAGCUACAUGCCUCUUACGAGUUUUUUUGGAGGAGGUCGGAGGCUAUGUAAUGCUUCGAACGAGGAAAAUAUGAAAGCUCUCGUAGAGGAUGCAACCGCAAUGGCAAUAGGAAUGUUCAUUAGUAUUGGAAUAUCCUUGAUAUUGUGCAUGCUCUCUGUGUCUCUUAUAAGCUGGAGCGCCUUGCGACAGAUCACAAGAAUACGUCUACUAUUUUUAAAAACAGUAUUGCGGCAAGACAUGGCGUGGUUUGAUACAGAUAAUGAAUUUAAUUUGGCCUCUAAAAUGUCUGAGAAUAUGAUGAAACUCAAAGAAGGAAUGGGGGAGAAGAUCGGAGUGGUUUCAAAUCUUAUCGGAACAGCUAUAAUCUGUCUCUGUCAGAGUUUUCCAAUGGGCUGGGAAUUAACUCUCGCGUGUGUCAGUGUUGUACCAUUUUCAAUAGCAGCAUCGGUUGUUUUAUCUAACUAUCAAACUAAAUCUUCCAUUCGAGAAAUGGAAUCUUACAGUCAAGCUGGCAAGCAAGCGGAAGAAGUUCUUAAAUCUAUAAAAACCAUAGUGGCAUUUGGUGGAGAAGAUAAAGAAGUUCAUAGGUAUCGUCGCCUUUUAGAUCCUGCAGAAUUAUAUGGUCGUAAACGUGGCCUCUAUACUGGAUUGGGUACAGGUUUUAAUUGGGUUCUCACAUACUCCCUUAACGCUAUCGGUCUGACGUAUGGCGCGAGGCUUGUUCUCAUCGACGCUGAUAAACCCACUGACGAGCGAAAAUAUCUCGUUGGCGUUGUAUUCAGCAUUCUCUUCUGUGUUUACAUGGCUACGCAGUCGAUUACUUUUUGUGUUCCUCAUGCAGAGAUAUUUGCCGCUGCUCGUGGAGCUGCCGCUAGUAUUUUUUCCCUGCUCGAUAGAACACCUCAAAUCGAUGCUCUUGACAAGGGAGGAGUAUCGCCUAGGCGAGUCUUAGGAGAGAUCACACUAGAAGAUGUCCACUUCAGUUAUCCAUCAAGACCCAAUGUCAAAGUUCUUCAAGGGAUCUCUCUGCACAUUAAAGCCGGUGAAUGCGUGGCACUUGUAGGCUCCUCGGGUUGUGGAAAAUCAACAAUACUUCAACUUUUACAAAGAUUAUAUGAUCCACUGCUUGGUGUAGUGAAACUUGACGGGAAAAACGUGAAAAAUUUAAACUUGGGCUGGCUUCGGUCGUCUUUAGGUGUGGUGGGUCAAGAGCCGGUGCUGUUCCGAGGUACAAUUCAUGACAACAUAGCUAUCGGCAGUCCUGAGGCGACUCGGGAGGAUGUUCAAAGAGUCGCUGAUAUAGCAUAUGCACAUGAUUUUAUCACACAUCUUCCAAAUGGCUACGACACUCUUAUUGGAGAGAGAGGAGCGUCUCUCUCUGGUGGUCAAAAGCAGCGAAUCGCGAUCGCUCGCUCUCUGCUUCGUGAGCCGGCAGUGCUUCUACUAGACGAGGCAACAUCUGCGCUCGAUAAUCAGUCAGAGCGCCAAGUGCAAGCGGCAUUGGAUAGAGCUAGCGAAGGUCGAACUACUCUCAUGGUUUCGCACAGAUUGUCGACAAUAGUAAAUGCUGAUCGUAUUAUCUGUAUGGACCAAGGAGUGAUCGUUGAACAAGGAACUCAUGAAGAGCUCAUGAAGGCUAAAGGAUUUUAUUACAAACUUGUGACCACUGGAAAUGAAAAUAAGGAACCCGAUGUGAUAGAAACUUUGCCUGAAGAAGAAAAUGGAGAUGCUGACAUUGGAGAUUUGGCUGUUGUAUCCAGGACAGAAGUUAAACGACGAUCAACAAGAAGAUUAGUUAGGCACCAUUCUACUAAAAGAGAAUCGCAUGAUUGGAUGACACCUCGUGGAUCUAUAACAUCCGUUAUGUCUACCGGCUUACAGAGCUUCGUAUAUAACGCUGAAUAUGACUCUGGAGACGAAAAAGAAGACGAUGAAGAAGUUAAGCCCGUUAGCGACUGGCAACUCCUAAAACUGAACGCUCCAGAAUGGCCAUACAUAGUAAUUGGUUCAAUUGCUGCAUUUAUUCAAGGCUCAUGUUUCCCUGUUUUCGCUUUACUAUUUGGAUAUACCUCAGGGAUUUUCGUUUUGCCUGACCGUGACGAUAUUGUAUACUAUGCCGACUUCUAUUCAGGCAUGUUUCUUGUGGUAGCCGCGGUCGCUGGAUUAUCAAUGUGUCUCCAAAGUACGACAUUCACCAACGCUGGACUCAAGAUGACUACUCGACUUAGACAACAGUAUUUCUCUGCUUUACUCAGACAGGAAAUCGCUUUCUUCGAUAAAGAAUCUAAUACAGUGGGUGCAUUAUGCGCAAGAUUAAGUGGUGACGCAGCCGAGGUCCAAGGGGCAACGGGCUUGAGAAUUGGACUGAUUUUACAAGGAACAAGCUCAGUUGUUGUCGGGUUUAUUAUGGCCAUUUGCUAUAAUUGGAAAUUAACGCUUGUCGGCACUGCAUUCUUACCUCUUAUGGUCGGAAGUAUUUGGUUAGAAGGUAUAAUUUCGCAAAAAUCUCAAUCUGACGAACGCGCCGCAAUGGAAUCGGCGACGUCAAUUGCAACCGAAGCUGUGGUCAGCAUCAGAACUGUCCAAAGCUUAGGUGUGGAAAAUGUAUUCCUCGAAAAAUUCAAGGAAGCGCUAAUACUUUCGUGCGCAGCCGUCGCUAAAAAGACGAGAUUGCGAGGUCUCGUACUGGGUUUAGGGGUGUACGUUCCGUUCAUGUCCUAUUGCAGCGCCACCGUUUAUGGCGCGGUUCUUGUCGCUAAUGAAGAAGUCGAAUACAAAUAUGUUAUGCUGGUCAACGAAGCUCUCAUGUAUGGUGCGUAUAUGUUAGGACAAUCACUAGUUUACGCUCCCAGUUUCAACUCGGCCAAAGCUUGUGGGGCGAGGAUUUUAUCGAUUAUUAAUAGAGAACCUAAGGUGAAAACAGAAACUGGAAUUAGGGACAGAAAAGAUUGGGUCGCUUCAGGAAACUUUAGCAUCAAGGAUGUCGAGUUCAGUUAUCCAACAAGACCUCACCAGAGAAUACUGAAAGGGGUGGACUUAAAAGUUGAAGCUGGUAAAACAGUUGCUCUAGUUGGAGCAUCGGGUUGUGGCAAGUCUACCAUCCUACAACUCAUGCAAAGGUUUUACGAUCCUGAAACUGGCAAUAUUGAAUUAGACGGGCGUGACACACGAUCUUCGCUCACUCUAACAAGGCUGCGUCGUCAGUUGGGUGUUGUUCAGCAAGAGCCAGUACUUUUCGACCGGACCAUUGCAGAGAAUAUCGCUUACGGAGAUAACAACCGUAAGAUCACAACGCACGAGAUCAUCACAGCUGCUAAAGCGGCAAAUAUCCACAAUUUCAUCGUGUCCUUGCCCAAGGGCUACGACACAAACUUAGGUUCGAGUGGCGCUCAGCUAUCUGGAGGACAAAAACAAAGAGUGUGCAUUGCAAGAGCGCUCAUAAGAUCUCCACGACUGCUUCUUCUCGAUGAAGCGACGUCUGCAUUGGACGCUAAUAGCGAAAGAGCUGUUUCCGAAGCUCUGGAGAAAGCAGCUAAAGGAAGAACUUGUAUAACCAUAGCUCAUCGUCUUUCAACUAUCAAAGAUGCUGAUUUAAUCUGUGUUUUAGAUAAAGGAAAAAUCGUGGAGCGAGGAACACACAAAGAAUUAAUCAACUUAAAGAGCUAUUAUUGGCAGAUGUGUAAAGGACAAAAUGUAGCUUAAUAAGUUCAUACUUAUUUAUAAUAUGAUCGCAUUACAAAUAAGAAUUCUCAAAUGUCGUAACUACUUUAAGUUGUUUGUUUCUGAAUCAAGUAUUAUACGAAAUGUAUUACUUUUAUAAGUU
Messenger RNA from Vanessa atalanta (red admiral), 4165 nucleotides. RefSeq names its product multidrug resistance protein homolog 49-like. The record is from RefSeq and is a predicted model, not a curated record. Gene Ontology annotation, cellular component: membrane. Gene Ontology annotation, biological process: transmembrane transport. The coding region runs from base 115 to 4044 and encodes 1309 amino acids. Gene Ontology annotation, molecular function: ATP hydrolysis activity; ABC-type transporter activity; ATP binding. The transcript is spliced from 26 exons. Lineage: Eukaryota; Metazoa; Arthropoda; Insecta; Lepidoptera; Nymphalidae.